Lolium perenne is the source of this 1394-nucleotide messenger RNA. NCBI's taxonomy places the organism in Eukaryota, Viridiplantae, Streptophyta, Magnoliopsida, Poales, Poaceae. The record is from RefSeq and is a predicted model, not a curated record.
AGAUGGCAUGCUGUGGUGUGAGCGAGCGACCAGGGCGAUUGUUCUUUGCAUGCUGGAGAUUCAAACAACAAAUUCUCCUUCAGUUAUGUACAACUGCACCAGCUUUUCUGCGUCAGGCAAGUCUGGAUUUACUUUUAACAAGCUUAGCUGAUUGUGUCCACAGUUUUGCCGUUGAAUUCAUUGACACUACCACCUUUCAGAGCAAGUACAGGAUCAAAUCCCGAAACGCAAAUCGAGUACACCAGCUGACCAUUGCAGAAAUUCCCUAAAAGAGUUAUUUCCACACUACAACCAGCUGUGUCCUUCAGUUGAAGGGGGGGUUCUUUUCUGGGUUUCCAUACCAAUGUUUUCCUCGUCAUUGUGAGAUAAGGGUUAACUGACGUAACAAUAUAAGCUGGUAUUUCAAAAGUAGCACACUCAUACGCUUUUUACAAGAGCCAACGGGAAGAGGGUUACAUUGCACAAGCCAACGAGAAGUGGGUUUCCUCCCUGCGAUCAUAUUUGCGAAAUUCCGAAAAAAAUUUAAUACGGAGUAAAAAAAAUCGAGAAUAUUUGACAUAUGUAUAUUUGGCAGUAUUGGAUCUGUAAUGAUCUCCUGCCUUAUUUCUAGGACAGGCUUCUUACCAUCCAAGUCUCCUACUUUAUAAACUGACCGACAGGCUCAAUAUGGACACGUACCGCGUUGCAUCAUUUCUCAUACUCUGUCAUACCUCAAGCAGCGACCGGCAGGGAGCCAUGAAUCGGGACAAGGGCAAGGCCUGCGCCUCCACCACGCCGGCGGAGGUGAGCGGCGGCGCAUGGGAGGUGCCGGGGUACGUCGUGGUGAUGACGGACGAGCAGGUGGAGGUGCUCCGGAAGCAGAUCUCAAUCUACGCAACCAUCUGCGAGCAGCUCCUCGAGAUGCACCACGCGCUCACCGCGCACCAGGGCUCCAUUGCAGGCGUGAGGUCCGGUGGUAAUCUGUACCGUGAUCCUCCGGUGAUUCAUGGAGAUAAGAAGUUCACCGCGAGGCAGCGAUGGCAGCCGACCCAGAUGCAGCUGCAUAUCCUCGAGAGCAUUUUCGGCCAAGGAAAUGGGGCGCUACCAGGCAGGCAGAAGAUACAAGACAUCACGGCGGAGCUCUCGCAGCACGGCCAGGUCGCGGAGACCAAUGUCUACAACUGGUUUCAGAACCGACGUGCGCGUGCCAAGCGCAAUCUGAAGCGCAAGCAGGCAGCAUCGCCGCUAAAUAACGGUGAAUCUGAAGCUCAGGCACGCAGCUCCUCUAACUAGACCAUGAUGGCGCACGGAUGUUGCUGGGACAUCUAUUUUAGACUUGGAUAAACCGAUUAUUUGUUCUUCACCGCAGGAUUUAGUCAUAUAAGAUAGAGGUUCCGAGAAAUAUCAAGGAUUUA